GCCCGCGCGCACCACGCUCGUUUUGGCUCGCGCUCGCUGGCCUCGCCGUGAGCGGCGCACCACGUUCGUGCGCUUUUUUGUUCCCGGAAAGCUUCUACCUGAGCGCUGGAUCUCAGCUCGCCAUGCGAUGGAUAGUCUGUGGCAAUACCAGUUCAGGAUUAUUCUGCUCGGCGACUCAACGGUCGGUAAAUCGUCUCUGCUUAAACGCUUUACGGACGGUGUGUACAGUGAUGUGGCGGACCCGACGGUCGGGGUGGAUUUCUACGCCCGAUCACUCGAUAUAGAACCAGCGGUGAAGAUUAAAUUGCAGCUCUGGGACACCGCCGGGCAAGAGAGAUUCAGGUCUAUUACAACCUCCUACUACCGCAAUUCAGUGGGUGGCCUUCUGGUGUUUGACCUGACCAACCGCAAGAGCUUCGAGCAUGUGCGUGAAUGGCACCGCGAAGUCACCGAGCACAUCCUUCCACACCACAUGGUCUACAUCUUGGUUGGCCACAAGAGUGACCUGAUUCGAGAGCGCAAGGUGCUCCGUGACGAGGCUGAGCAGCUGGCGGCUGAGUUGGGUGUACGCUAUGUAGAAACCUCAGCCAAGUGCAACAGCAAUGUGGAGCGUGCCUUCGAGCUGCUGGCACGUGACAUCUACGAGCUGAUGAAGAUGGGUGAAAUUUCGGCACGUGACGGCUGGGACGGCGUGAAAAGCGGCCUCACGGCUAAAGUCCUCUACCCCGCUGAGGAAGAGGCAGAAAGAGAGAAGAGCUGCAAUUGCUGACCUGGGGCGUUCACCUUCAACCUCUCACCUGUGUGUCAGUUAUUCGUCCUUGCUGAGUUCACGCUUUCACUUCCUGUAUUGCAAGUCAAGCUUGCCACUUGUUCCUGCAUUUUCUGUCCCCAUCUUGAGUUGUGUGGUUCUAUGAAUAAGCACCAUGCAGGUCUAGUAAAAAGUUAGUCUGGGAUAGGCUUCAGGUUGGAUGAAUAAAAGCUUGAAUGGACAGCACAAGGUUCUAAUCAAGAUGCAGGAAGGUGCUCGGAGACAUCACUGGUUGUAAGAGAUGGCAGCGGACUUCUAUUUUCCCCCGUAUUUUUUUGAGCUUUAAUUCUCUCUUUCUUUUUUGUCACACAGUGUUUAAUCACUGAAGAGGAAUGUAGUGUACUUUCUAUUUGUGGAAAGCUUUACUCCACCUGCUCAGUCUAUUCCACAAAUGUUUAACCUUUACUUUUAUAUUCAAACGCUUUCACAUAAUUCACAAGAACUCACACAUUGAUGAUACACAUGAACUUGCUAGAUUUCAUUCCGAUUGUGUUAUUCAUUCAAUCCAGAAUGUUUAGUGCAGUUAACAUGUAAAUGAAUCAUGCAAAAUCAGCGGUGGGAAAACUGAAAACUUGAGCGUGAAAUCAUUUUACACGGAGACACAGAAAUUCCAAGUCGGUCUUGCUGUCUGUAUGCUAUUGCAUCUGUCAAUAGUAGUUAAAAUAUUAGCAAUUCUAUGUGCCAAAAUUUUGGCCUCAUAAUACAGUACUAUAGGUAUUAUUAUGUGAUAACUGAAACUUAUCAUCAAACUGAAAUGUACAAUUGCAUCACCUCAGAGUUUAUACUUCUAUCUUGAGUCUUGUGUCUAUAAGAAAAAGGAGGGAAGAAUCUCAGUGCCAGUAUAUUGGGCUCUGUCGUUAGCUCCGCCUCCAGCGAUGGCUUGUGGCCUGAACAUUACUGCACCCUCUCAGAGACGCAGCUCCUACAAGCUUCCUCUCGGUGAAUCAACAAACAGAGAGUGUAUAUUGUCACAGUCAGCAUUAGACGUGCCAAACUCAUAAUAAUGUGUGAAAAAGGGGGCUAUUCUAUUUAUACUGUAUGCAAUCCAGGUAUAAUUUUAAAUAUAGAUUAUAUCUAAAUACUGUAUGUCUAUGAGGGUCAUUCAAUCAUCUAGGCCAUUUCCAUUCUCCAGUAGCAGUAGGUUCUACUUGAUUAAGAGCUAUUAUAUUCACACACACAGGAGUAGACAAAUCUUAUAGAUGCUCGAGCGUAAUUCUGCACUUAAUAUCAAACUUAAACAGAGAAGAUGUGUUUAUAGAUUAGAUAAAUACCUUCCUUUUUUACUAACUGUACAAAAAUGACUUGUAUGCUCUGUGAAAGGGGGCAUCUUACAAGCACGAAAGGAUGUUAACAACCUAGCUAGCUAGCGAUGUUAAUUAGCCUAAAAUGGUAGCUAACAUAUUAGACCAUAAAUCAGUUUUAUGCAUUAUAAUUUUGACGUGUUUGUUGCAAAUA
This is a messenger RNA of Tachysurus vachellii, 2263 nucleotides long. It is a transcript of the gene rab42a, whose product is annotated as RAB42, member RAS oncogene family a. The transcript is spliced from 2 exons. Lineage: Eukaryota; Metazoa; Chordata; Actinopteri; Siluriformes; Bagridae. Gene Ontology annotation, biological process: Rab protein signal transduction. Bases 128 to 769 code for a protein of 213 amino acids. The record is from RefSeq and is a predicted model, not a curated record. Gene Ontology annotation, molecular function: GTPase activity; GTP binding. Gene Ontology annotation, cellular component: Golgi membrane.